GGGAUGAAUGGAUCAGCAGAAGUUCAGCAAAGAAAUACACAAGAUCCAACUUCAAGAGAUUAAACGUUGCAGGGAAAUUUAAAAAGAAAUAUGUCGAAAGAUCAAAGAAUAAGGAUGAACCCAAUGAACCCGAAGUGUCAGGAACAUCCAGGACUUUAGACCAUGGUACAAAAUUAAAAAGGGAUUCACCAAAAAUUGAAGAGAUCUUUGAAGAUGCAAAAUAUCUGGUACCUUUUAUUAGAUUAUUUACUUUAAUUGCUUAUACAUUGAUUGUCUGGCUAAUGCAAAGUAUGUUACGUAUUUUUUAAAGGAACAAGAAGGAACCCAGGAAAGAAACAAAACCAAUAUAAAAAUUAUUCAAAUAUAGUGACUGCUUUUCAAAGGAGUGUUCCUUAUGGAAAAUACUUAUUUUCUGCAACUGAUUGUAUUUCAUUUAUGACUGUGAGAUAGUUAUGAGAAAAACGUAUUUCUCUUGAAAUUAUAUUUU
This is a messenger RNA of Gryllus bimaculatus (two-spotted cricket), 487 nucleotides long. Lineage: Eukaryota; Metazoa; Arthropoda; Insecta; Orthoptera; Gryllidae. The record is from the annotation of a GenBank genome assembly.